GACGUGAACCCUCGUCACUUCUCCGUGUCGUCGUGAGAACUCAGUGGAAUAGACACAGACUAAUCAUCCUCCACCAAACAAUACUGAAACAAAUACAUUCACACUUUUAUUAUUGCUUCCGUAAAAGCUCCUUACAGAAUGGAUUUGCUGCCUGACAUAUGGAGGCAGGAGUACUGGCUCCCUCCAGGUGUGACGUGGAAAGACAUGGAGCAGCUGGAGGACUCUGACCGACCGCGACCCCUGCACCUCCUCAUAACUUUGCCCCUUGCUCUGUGCUUUGUUGGCCUACGCUACGUAUUCGAGAGGUUUUUUGCCCCGCCCAUUGGCAUAUGUUUGGGGGUGAAGAAUAGAUUACAGGUGACUGCGGCUCCCUCCCCGAAGCUAGAGUCAUUUUACAUGAGGAGGAGCAGGCAGCCAACACAGAGUGAGAUUGUGAGUCUGAUGAAGGCGUGCGGUAAAACACAGCGACAGAUCGAGAAGUGGUUCCGCCAUCGCAGGAACCAGGACAGGCCCUGUCAAACCAAGAAGUUUGGCGAAGCAGCCUGGAGGUUUUCUUUCUAUCUGGUAGCCUUUGUGGGUGGAUUAGCCUGCUUGAUUGAUAGACCCUGGUUCUGGAAUAACAGGGACUGUUGGAGCAAGUAUCCAGUACAGCCCAUGGAGAGAGCUCACUACUGGUACUACAUGCUGGAGCUGAGCUUUUACGUCUCUCUGCUGCUGCGGAUCUCUGUUGAUGUCAAGAGGAAGGAUUUUAAAGAGCAGGUCAUCCACCACUUAGCCACAAUCUUCCUUCUGAGUUUCUCCUACUGUGCCAACUACAUACGCAUCGGCACCCUGGUCAUGCUGCUUCAUGACUCCUCUGACAUCCUGCUGGAGUCUGCCAAGAUGUUCAACUACGGCACUGGCUGGAGGAAAACGUGUGACAUACUCUUUGUAGUAUUUACUGUGGUUUUCCUUGUGACACGACUGGUGAUUUUCCCCAGCAAAAUCAUCCAUACCACCCUGGUACUGUCCAUGGAGGUUUUUGAGCCCUUUGUCGGCUACUACUUUUUCAACAUCCUGCUGAUGGUGCUGCAGGCUCUUCACGUCUUCUGGGCCAUCUUAAUCUUACGCAUGGUCAAUAAGUUCCUGGUCGGCAAGCUGGAAAAGGAUGUACGCAGUGAUGAAGAGAGUGAAGCUGAACAGGACGAGGAGGAGGAGGAUAAGGGAGAAGAGGAGGAUGAGGAUUGUAUCUGGGAGAGAAGUAAAGACACCCUGAACUCCAAGCUGUCAAUGCUGACCAACAGUUGUGUCUUAAAUAACUUGAACAACCACCGGGGGUCUGCGGUGGACAGGAUCCGUAUAGCUCAGUAGAGACCUGGGUUUGACGUUUCAACCUGUUGUCGCUGUUUCGAGGUAAAAACAACCGCCUGGUUACCGCGUGGUAUACGACGACUCUGAGGUGACAAGCAACUGUGUUUCACUUUCACUUUUAAGAGCAUCGUUAGAUAAGUACACGGGCCAGAGUUGAACUGUUAUAUCCUGGUGAAAGUGCCGACUUCAGCAGAAGGUUGAUAUGAUUUAGGGAGCUGAGUGUUAUGGGCUGCAGCAGCAGCAGCUGCUGGGACACCACUGUGCACACUGUGUCUGUGUUCAGUGGUAGUAACACUGCCUACUACCAACGCUCACUGUAGCUGACACGGCAGAAUCGUUUUUAUUCUUUAUGUUUUCACUCUCGCCAAUUCACAACGAUAGUGAUUUGAAAUCAACACAAGUGUAUGUGACUUUUAUUUUUUAGUUUUGUGAAGUAACUCGGGAGCAGCAUCACAUGUGUUCAUGUUUAAAGUUAAAUAAUUGAAGUGCUAUAAAUGUGCAGUUCAAAUUUUUUAAUGCUGUCUCUUUUUUUUAAUGAAUACACAUUUCACAUUUUAAUUACUUGACAAGUUUGAGUUUAAAUAGUUUGAGUUGUAAACACAGGCUUUCAUGUUACUUCAGUUCAUAGAUAGAGGUUAAGGGUCACCAUAAAAUGAUUCUGCGUAUAUGCUGCACCACAGUGCCACCUUGUGGCUCAUACCAGGGUCACACAAUCCUAUCUUCGAGCUUUAUAUACUGUAUUUCACAUGUAGUAGUUGCAUUUGUUAGCCGUUAACAGGCAUUCAUUGCAAAGAUUAUGAAAUAGAGGAAAUAUCGUGUUCCAUUUUCAUUUGUUGUUUUGAGUAAAUGGGACAAAAUAAGUGGACGAGGAGCGAAUCACGUGAUCAGUUUUCAACAAGGCUCAAAUCCUUUACAUACAUGUAUAUUAUUGAAUGAGGGAAACGUUGACAUUUUAAGAAAAUACUUUUUAUUCUGUUGUAUUGCUUUUAUACCGUCCUUUAUUGAGGUCCUUUGUGACGUUUGUUUUUCUUGUAAAUUUCUUGUAUAGUGCAGGGUUGUUCUGCGGGUCAUUUCGUUGUACCUACACAGUACAAUGACAAUAAAGGCUAUUCUAUUCUAUUCUUUA
Messenger RNA from Solea solea (common sole), 2476 nucleotides. Its product is annotated as ceramide synthase 2-like. Gene Ontology annotation, cellular component: membrane. Gene Ontology annotation, biological process: ceramide biosynthetic process. Gene Ontology annotation, molecular function: DNA binding; sphingosine N-acyltransferase activity. NCBI's taxonomy places the organism in Eukaryota, Metazoa, Chordata, Actinopteri, Pleuronectiformes, Soleidae. The transcript has 11 exons. Bases 139 to 1350 code for a protein of 403 amino acids. The record is from RefSeq and is a predicted model, not a curated record.